Linum tenue is the source of this 1987-nucleotide messenger RNA. The record is from the annotation of a GenBank genome assembly. NCBI's taxonomy places the organism in Eukaryota, Viridiplantae, Streptophyta, Magnoliopsida, Malpighiales, Linaceae.
CUGAAGCCUAUUUUGUUCCCUUUCCCCUUUUUUCUUUCCCCUGUUUUUCCCUCCUCUCUCAAACCCUUCCUCUGCUUCUAUAAUUCCCAUCUCUCCAUGGCGCCACCGCCUGCCAGAUGAAGAUGAGCUUCCACCGCCUCCUCACUCCGCCGCAUUCUCCAAUCUCCUCCCGCCGCCGCCGCCGCAGGAAGUAUGCUCACCCGCCGUCCACUCCUCCACUUCACUGGAAGUUGUUCUUCGAUUCUCCUCUCCGUAACAACAAUGGAGGGGCCAAGGUGGCUUCGGCGAGGAAGCUCGCCGCGGGCUUGUGGCAGCUGCAGUUGGCCGCCGCCGGCGGCCGAGGAAGCGGCAAGGUUGCUCGCCUGAAGUCUGAACGUGGAACAUGCGGUGAUGUUGUAGGAAUCCAGCCAAGCAUGUGCCCUGCACCUUGUGGAAGCGGCACGACCGCAGGAUACGACGAAGAUAACAAGGAUGAUGGACUCCUUCGACCUCACGUUUCUUCAGAUUUAAGGCAUGGUGUCCUACGUGACAAGAGUUGGAGGAAGGCGAUGGCGAAACGAGACAUUACUACUAUGCAUGAUGAGGUACAUUGCUUUUACGCCAGGGUGAAAAUUAUUGACCAGCAACACGAUGAGUCGCUUCAAAUUUCACAUGCUUCGGCAUUGCAAUCCGAGCUUUCUCGGGCUCGAUUCCGGAUCCAUGAGCUUGAGUCCGAACGUCGGGGAUAUAGGAAGAGAGUUGGUCAUUUGUUUCGAGAGCUCGAAGAGGAGAGGAGGAUGUGGCGAGCCAAGGAGGAGAACAAACUUCGUGCAGUUUUUGAAGGUCUAAAAGACGAGUUGGGGAGGGAGAGGAAGAGUAGGAAGAAGAUGGAAGUCAUGAAUGCGAGAUUGGUCGACGAGUUGAGCGACGUGAGAUCGCGGGCAGAGCGAUUUAGAAAGGUUUAUUGGAAGGAGAAGAAGUCCAGAGAGGUCGUCGAUGUGGUUUGCACCGAGCUAGCUACGAGAGUCGGGGAACAGAAAGAAGAAUUUGAGGAAUUACGGAGGGAUUCAAUUAGAUUCGAGGCCGAGAUUGAGGAAGAGAGGAGGAUGAUGCAAAUGGUUGAAGUGUGGCGUGAAGAAAGGGUUCAAAUGAAGCUAAACGAUGCAAAAUUCGCUCUUGAAAGUAAAUACGAUGAAAUGCUGACCUUGAUUUCCCAACUCGAUGCUUUGCUAAUGUCAGGGAGUGCUACCUCCAUAGAUGCAAUUGAGCCAAGCCGAUCAGAAGAGGUCAAGGAAGUAGCCAAGAGGUUGCAGAGUAAUGUGAGUGACGAUGAUGAAUUCGUUCACGAACCUCAUGCAUCGCAUGACUUGUACACAGUACUCGAGGAAAUUGGAGAAGUUGGAGGCAGUGUUGGGGUUAUUCAAGCUUGCAAUGAUCGGACUGUUAGCCUCACCAAUGGAUUUGGUUCGAGUCACGACACGAGCAGCAAGGGCUCGAAUUGCUCCCUCGAGGAGAGCGAGCAUCAUGCUAACAUGCUGGUGUGUGAUGAUCAGGUCGAACGAACGGUUCAGGAGGUGCCUUUAGUGCGACCAGAUGCUCCUGCUGGCGAUGGAUUUCGAGACCAAGGCUGUGUAGGUGAAUGGAACUUAAAUGAACUCAUGAACCCUCACAUUACAAGAGGGAUCAAAGGCAGGGUUGAGUGGCCACGAGGAUCCAGGAAAUUUAUCACAUCAAAGGCUAAGGGAUCCCAAGCUAGAAUGGAAAGGCAGAAAGCUAAAUUGCGUAGUGUUGUCAAGCACAGGAGUAUCCACCAGUAGAGCCGAAGUUUGUCAUGAACAAUUUUUGGGCCCGGCCCAACCAAAUGGCAGAUUUUGGGCUGUCUCAAACAUUUGUUUUUAGUUCUGUAAAGUGAUUCACUAAAUCACUUGCCUAAUUGGCCAAUUCCAAUUUCCGAACCAUCCAAUAUUGCGGUAGAUGAUAAUAUCAUAAAAUUGGAACGAUAGAGAGA